CGCAGAAGGCGCGUGUAGGGGUGCCAUGAUGGACAGACGGCGGAAUGAUGAAGAUCUCGCUGCAGGCGGGAUGCAUCACUGAUUGAGGUGGGCAGUCAGGCACAGGGAUAGAUCAGAAGCCCUUCUUGCCAUCUUUCUGUUCGUCCGUGUGUUUGUCCUAUGCAGGGCGGCUUGACGCGGAUGGGCUCCCUUCUCAGCAUUUGCCUUGGAUACACAAGCAGGUUAGGUAGAGCAUGACGCCACGCACACUGGCUGGCAAAAGGCAUGCCGGCGCAACUAUCAAUCAUCGUUUUUCUCCAUUGGAUCUCCGCGGUCAGGACUGUGUGUGCCUCUGCACACGGCGGCGAGCUGGUCGACACGGUGCAUGAUUUGGGCACCAGUCAUGGGAGCAUACGGCUGGCCGACGGGAUCAUCUGUCGAACUUUUUCUGAAGAGCAGCAAGUGAGGGACCUCAUAGAGCGUCAUGGGGCCGACCCAAAUCAUGCGCCCGGGCUGCGAGCGCCAGGCAGCAGCGGCCGGGGGGUUCAGUGUCCGCUCCUGGCGCUUGCUAUUGACACCAGCGACACCACCGCGGUGACCAUCCACAUGGCGGAUGGUCGCCACGGUCAUCGGCGGCCUCUCGCCUUGCCCAGGUGGUCGUCUCCUGAGUUGCAGGCGGCCAUCAUCAACGCCCUCAUCGACGGAGGCGCCAACAUGCAAGGGCUCAUCAGGAUGGCAGUCUGGUGUGGCAACGAGAGCGCUGUGAGGGUCUUCUUGGCGCGAAGCGCUGCGGUGCGCCCCCCUCACGGCCCUGUCCUUGUCAUGGAGCUGCCCUGGUCCAUCUCCGACCGAGUCGGCCGUCAGGUAUCCCUCGCUUAUGAGCAGCGGCUGUUGUCAAUCUACCGCCGGCUCAUACAGCACGACGCCACACUCGCAACCGAACAAGAAUUCAACGGCAAUCUGAUCUACAAUGCAGCCCACAGCGAGCGAGGCUACUACUCGCAGGCCUUCAUCGAUUCGUAUCUCGACCUGCUGGUGGACAACGGGGCGAGUCUGACGGCAGUGGAUGGGUCUGAAUAUGAGGCGACGCCUCUGCACGUGGCGGCAUUAAAGGGCUCUCGCUAUGUGACCGACUACCUCUGCCGCCAUGUGGCAGCAGCGGACAUCGACAGAGAGACGACGGGCAGGUGGUACCCCAGCGAGACGCCCCUGUAUUGGGCCGCCCGCAAACUCAAUGAAGUGACUGAGGUCUCGCAGGGCGACAUCAUACCGCAAUCCACGAGGGAUCGAGCCACUAGAGCGAUUCCCCGCCACGAGGCCACCAUCCGCAGCUUGCUGAGAAGCGGGGCGGACAUCGGCCGCAUCCCCACAGACGAGAAAGGCCGCGAAUGUCGCCAGCUGGUGCUGCCCCAGUGCACGACAGUCCUCAACGAUGACGUACACACCGGAGCGAUGGCGGCCGUCAAUGCCGCCCUCGCCCCUCAGCGAUCGCUGGCGGCCUUGUUGAUGAAGUCCCUCCCCGCCCUCCUGCCCCACCUGCUGAAGCACCCUGGCACCCCUGCGGGCAAUCGGCCCCCCGCCCCUCCUGGAUACGGCCCACACGAGGCAGAGGCCAUCGGCUGGCGCAUCGCAGCCAUGUGCUUCGACCAAGACGCUGCCAAUGAAGCCAUCACUGCCAACAUCGGCAUUCGGCACAGCGAUAUGGCCCGCCGUGUGCAAGCUGCCGUCAAGCAUGUCGUCAAGUCAGCGGUAUUUGCGGCCAGUAGCAACAGGGAGGUGGUGGGCGGCAUGGCCGAUGUGGGCGGCGUGACGGUUCGGGUGCCGCUGCAGUGCUUCGCCAUUGCUCCUGGGGCCGACACCCGCUCGCAAGAGGUGGUACACACACGCGACCGUCUGGGGCUGCGUGAGGUGGUCCACAGGGCGCGGCUGGACGAGGCGGCCCGAUAUGGUCUGGAGGAGUCCAUCGUCAAGGGCUUCAAUCAGCAUCUGGGCAACGACGAUUGCCAGUUCGCUGGGUGGCAGCAGCUGGGCCGCGUCGACAAGGGCGGGCGGUGGGUGACGCUGGGCAUCCAGUGAGUGAGUGAGUGAGUGACCGACUAACAGAAAGAGGGAGAGGGAGAGGCGAGGGCGGUGGUGUGGCCGGGACCUUUAUCCCGGUGCGUGGUUUAAACAAGCUGCUGAGUGCUUCAGAGAGCGAGGGGUUUAUGAUGAAUCAAUCGCAUUGGUGACGUACUGGAUGCCAUGGUUGAUGCGUGGGGGGUGGACUUUCAUUGAACCACCCACUGCAGCUGACAGACUGGUGUGUGAGUGAAUGCAUGUGCUGUGCUGUGC
Vitrella brassicaformis is the source of this 2310-nucleotide messenger RNA. The record is from the annotation of a GenBank genome assembly. NCBI's taxonomy places the organism in Eukaryota, Vitrellaceae.